AUGAAGGCUACAAGUCGAGAUAGUAGGACAAUUUUGACAUUGUGCUUGAACAAGCUUUUAGAAAUGUUACGUUCCAAAGUCCAGCUUAUUUAUGAACUCAUUUUAGUGAUGCAUGUCGUCCGCCACGAUUGCACCCAAGACGCCACGGAAGGCAUUUGGGUCACGUCCAUGUCAGAGAGCCGGAACGAACAAGGCGAAAACGAUGAACUUGUUGGAGGUCUCCUGCUUUCCCUUAAAUCUAAUAGCAAUCAUUCUGCCAGAUCUAUCCAAUACAUUAUCCCGGACGUCUACCGGAACGAUUCCUCACCGUACGAUAUCCCACUGGACGCUGUGAUUCCGCCUAAUCGGACAGUUCUCGUUCAGCCUGGUGUCGUGUUACGAUUCGCAGAUGAUGCAGGUUUCACUGUUUAUGGUGUUCUCAUUGUGAAUGGCACGAAGUCGGCACCUGUCACAUUUGAGCCACAAGCGGGUCGUUGGAAAGGAAUAGAGAUUAUCGACGCAACCGCUCCUUCGAAGUUCACAUUUGCGAACAUCACUGGCAGUUCGUUGGGUAUUACUGUUUUGAACAGCAGUGCUCCGUCAAUCGAGAACGUCAUAUCCUCAUCGAACGACUACGGAUUCAAUUUUCAGACACCCACCAGUGUUCGAAUGGUCAGCUCCUCAGCACUGAACAAUGAGAAGAGCGGUUUUCGGAUAUCAUCCAAGGUAUUCGCCCAGCCUGACCAUGUGUGA
Molecule: messenger RNA, 732 nt
Organism: Cooperia oncophora
Lineage: Eukaryota; Metazoa; Nematoda; Chromadorea; Rhabditida; Trichostrongylidae
Source: the annotation of a GenBank genome assembly